Messenger RNA from Biomphalaria glabrata, 2413 nucleotides. Its product is annotated as sex-determining region Y protein-like. Gene Ontology annotation, biological process: mitotic spindle assembly; protein K63-linked deubiquitination; attachment of spindle microtubules to kinetochore. NCBI's taxonomy places the organism in Eukaryota, Metazoa, Mollusca, Gastropoda, Planorbidae. Gene Ontology annotation, cellular component: nucleus. The coding region runs from base 711 to 1646 and encodes 311 amino acids. Gene Ontology annotation, molecular function: polyubiquitin modification-dependent protein binding; microtubule binding. The transcript has 8 exons. The record is from RefSeq and is a predicted model, not a curated record.
ACUAGAAUCAUAAUAAUUUAAUGAUAAUAUCAUUCGAAUGUCUAGAAUAGUCUACAUUUUAGAAUAAUUUUAAUCUACGAAUCUACGUUAACCGUAUGUAACUAGACUAAAGUUACAAGUAGAUCUACUCGACUCUAGAUAUUUAUUAGAUCUAGACAUCUAAUCUAUAUAUAAUACUAAUAAUGGUAAUAUAGUUUAUAUAGAUAGACCUAGAAGGCUAGAUCUACCGUUGACUUGGACUUGUGUAGUCUAGUCAGACUAAGACUAAGUUCUUAUUCUAGACUAGAUUCUAGAUUUAUAGAUAAUUAGAUUCUAAAUAAUAAUUAAUAAUUCUAGAUUAUCUAGAUCUAUGUGAGUAUGUCUUUAUAUAUAGACGGCUCAACUUUAUCUGCACUGUGCUUCAAGCAUUUGUACUCUAAUGGAAGUCAGCAAAGGUAAAGAAAUAUUUAAAAUUGCUGUUAAGAUGAUUUCACAUCUCAUGCUUUUGGACGCUUCCAAGCGAGAGUGUGGCGAAAUAAAUCGCUCCGCCUGUCUACAAAAAUCAGUGUCUACCAAGCAGUGGUUCUCUCAACCCUUCCUUGUGGAUCUGAGACAUGAGUACUUUAUAGAAAGUACCUAAGACUUCUUGAACGCCUUCACCAAAGAUAUUUUCACACUAUCAUAGACAUAUGGUGGCAAGACCGCACUACAAACAGCGAUAUUCUUACUAAAUGUUUGGAUUUCUCUUUGGUAUGAGAGUGAAUCAAACAGAGAACAGAAUUAGUGACUCACAAGGUCAUUUGUCUAAUACAAACACAUUAACAUAUGUUUCCUCUUAUAUACCUUGGUCUGGAGCUGAUUCAUUGUAUCAUCGUAAUGGAUUGGUUUCUAUGAAAACAAUGAAUACUUUGCUACAGCAGACUAAUCAAAUUCUUCUAGGCUGGUACAGCUAUAGACACAACAGCAAAUUCAAGCCAUCUUUAAAAGAAUAUAAUCUACAUACAAAUCUACUGAAAGCAGUUUCCUGUGUUGUGUGUCCAAAUGACUUCCUGUUUCUUCUAUGUACCACAUCAUGUUCUGAAAACAACUCAACACACAUACUUAACCAUGGUUUCAUGCAGCUUCUUGACAGGCAGAUGACUGAGGUACCAAUGACUGUUGUCAACUUAGGAGACACCACCAGAAAAGAGUAUCACCAAAUCGGGAAUGCAACAGUCACUGCCAGUCUUAGAAUCAAACAUAUUCUUGACAAUCACAGAGAAAAUCAUUUGUCAUCACCAUCUGGUCAAAUGAAGGAAGUUCAAAAAGUGCUUUUGCUAGCAGCAACACUAAAUAAUGGAAUGAAAAGAAUGGCUUCGGAAGUUGUUGAAAGUGAAACCUUGCUGAAGCAACUUACUGAUGAUGUCUGUGUCCUGAAACAACUAAUCACUCAGAGUGAAUUACAAGAGUUGUUUGCACUGUCUAGUGCUUCACAAAAUGAGACUCAGGAUAUUUUACUAGAAAGAAAAGAAAAAGACCUGGAGGAAAAUCAACAGUUAGAAUUAUUUAUAAACACUUUUUCUGCUAGCAAACACAAUGGGUCCAUCCUAUCAGCAUCUGAUCUUCUAGUUGCUAUUGAUGAAAAAAAAAAAGAAACACAGACAUUAUGGCAGAUGAACAAAAAUUAACUAUUGGAGAGAGAGUCAUUUCAUGGAUUUCCUAGUUCUUGCUAAUUAGGAUUUUGAUUUCUACCUUAGCUAAGUCAAAGCAAUGUUUACUUCAUCAUGAAUUACACUAUUUUGAAUCUAAUGUAGAGCUUGUAAAUAAGUGUUGGAAAUAAUUAGUGUUUGUUUAGGUUGGAAACGUUGCCAUUGAAUGAAGCUUAACUCACUGGUGGCUUGUUCAUUUGUUAUGUUGUUAUUAUUAUCAUACUAUGAAAUCUCUGUCAUAAAAUAAAAUAAAUAUUAUCUUGUCUAAAACUAAGUUUAUAUUUGAUAAACUGACCAAUGCCCCAAAACGUUUCUUUUAUUCAGGGUAUGUGACUGUUUUGUUUUUUUUUACUGGAUUUUGCAGAUGAUUAAGACCCUAAUCAGCACACACACAUACAUUUUUAAAAAUUCUAAUAGUCAACUUAGGCUGCCACAACAAAGCAUGCCAUGCUGCGUAGAGCUUGACAGCACAGCCCAAUAAAAUAAAUAACCAAGCAUUAUAUUCUAGACAAUCUGGAAGAAGAACUUUCCCUUCCACGUUAAACAAAACAUGCUGAUGUCUUGAAUCUUCUAUGACAGUGAAAGCUAGAAAUGAAUGCAAGCCAUUGAGAGUAUUGACAAUUGCUUAGAAAAAGAUGUUUUUUUAUACUGUUUAUAAUUGUCCACCAGUGUUAUAAAGUUGUCUUAUAAAUUAAAUUUUGCAAGUUCUUCAGUUCAUAUAAUACAAGUUCAAAACUUGAUUUAAA